GAAAGAGAGACAUACGGACGGACUGCGAGGGCGAGAAGGCGGAGAAUAGUGGUAGAGAGACGUACACACAGACACGGAGAGAGAGAGAGAGAGAGAGAGAGAGAGAGAGAGAGAGAGAGAGAGAGAGAGAGAGAGAGAGAGAGAGAGAGAGAGAGAGAGAGAGAGAGAGAGAGAGAGAGAGCAGGCAGGGCUCCGGCAGUCGGUCGGUAUGUAGCAGCAGCGGAUUACAAAGAGGGAAAAACGCGCCUUGGAUAGAAAAUAUCUCCAGCGGGAUUAAAAAUAAAACCAGCCGAGGAUGAGACACACACCGUCCGCUUGAAGGAGAAUCAAAAACACGCCGUUAUUCCGCUUAUUUAUCACCGUUUUUUACGAAAAUGGCGAACGACUCUCCGGCCAAAAGUCUGGUGGAUAUAGACCUGGCAUCCCUGCGGGAUCCUGCUGGGAUUUUCGAGUUGGUGGAAGUAGUCGGAAAUGGCACCUAUGGACAAGUCUACAAGGGUCGACAUGUCAAGACGGGACAACUGGCGGCCAUCAAGGUCAUGGACGUCACCGAGGAUGAAGAGGAGGAAAUUAAGCUGGAAAUCAACAUGCUGAAGAAGUACUCCCACCACAGAAACAUCGCCACCUACUAUGGAGCUUUCAUCAAAAAAAGUCCACCAGGCCACGAUGACCAGCUAUGGCUGGUGAUGGAGUUCUGUGGCGCCGGUUCCAUCACAGACCUGGUGAAGAACACCAAAGGCAACUCGCUGAAGGAGGACUGGAUCGCCUACAUCUCCCGAGAGAUCCUCAGGGGAUUAGCUCACCUGCAUGCUCAUCACGUCAUCCACCGUGACAUCAAGGGACAAAACGUGCUGCUGACUGAAAACGCUGAGGUGAAACUGGUGGACUUUGGCGUGAGUGCUCAGCUGGACCGGACGGUAGGACGAAGGAACACCUUCAUCGGGACGCCCUAUUGGAUGGCUCCAGAGGUCAUUGCUUGUGAUGAAAACCCUGAUGCCACCUAUGACUACAGGAGUGACCUGUGGUCCUGUGGCAUCACAGCCAUAGAGAUGGCUGAGGGAGCUCCACCACUGUGUGACAUGCAUCCAAUGAGAGCCCUCUUCCUCAUUCCCAGAAACCCUCCUCCUCGACUCAAGUCCAAAAAAUGGUCAAAGAAGUUCUUCAGCUUCAUCGAGGGCUGCCUGGUGAAGAAUUACACUCAGCGCCCCCCCACCGAGCAGCUGCUGAAACACCCCUUCAUCCGGGACCAGCCCAACGAGAGGCAGGUCCGCAUCCAGCUCAAAGACCAUAUCGACCGAACCAAGAAGAAGAGGGGCGAGAAGGAUGAGACUGAGUAUGAAUACAGUGGCAGUGAAGAAGAGGAGGAAGAAGCAUCUGAGCAAGAAGGAGAACCAAGCUCCAUAGUCAACGUGCCGGGUGAGUCGACCUUGCGCCGUGACUUCAUCCGGCUACAGCAGGAGAACAAGGAGCGCUCGGAGGCCCUGCGCCGCCAGCAGCUCCUGCAGGAGCAGCAGCUCCGCGAGCAGGAGGAGUACAAGCGCCAGCUACUGGCGGAGAGGCAGAAACGUAUCGAGCAGCAGAAGGAGCAGAGGAGACGGCUGGAGGAGCAACAACGGCGUGAGCGUGAGAUGAGGAGGCAGCAGGAGCGCGAGCAGCGCCGGCGUGAGCAGGAGGAGAAGAGACGCAUCGAGGAGAUGGAGCGACGCCGAAAAGAGGAGGAAGAGCGCAGGAGGGCCGAGGAGGAAAAGAGGAGGGCCGACCGAGAACAGGAGUACAUCCGUCGGCAGUUGGAGGAGGAGCAGAGGCACCUGGAGAUCCUGCAGCAGCAGCUGCUCCAUGAACAGGCCAUGCUGCUGGAGUAUAAAUGGCGGGAGCUUGAGGAGCAGCGCCAAGCACAGAAGCUCCAGAGGCAGCUGCAGCAGGAGCAGGCCUACCUGCUGUCCCUCCAGCAAAACCAGAACCUGGACAGUAGCAAAACAGCCCAGCAACAGAGCACCAAACCCCCACAGAACCUUGAACCUGAUAGGGUAAAGCCCCCGCAGAGCCCUGGCCCGGAUACGACAAAACAACCACAGAGCACUGACUGUGAGAAGACACGGUCCAGUCAAAACCACAGUCUGGAGAAAACUACAGACACCAAGCUACCUGUCGCUGACCUCCAAGGCCCCGCCCCUGACUCUGAGUCAGUCAGAGAGGCUGAUGAGCGGUACCGGAAGAACAUCCAGGGUUCUCCUCAGUCAGCUCAGACCAAACCACAGCAGCCUCCGGUGCCGCCGCGCUCCGAGUCUUCCUACCCCAAUGGGAACUCGGCAUCCGAGGCACCCGCCAUGCACCGUCCCGUGGAACCACAGGUCCGUUCCCAUCUGGCUGCUUUAAAGAGCAGCGGCAGCGUGGCCUCAAACUCCUCUGCUGCCACCCCGCCCGUUGUGUCGCGGUCGCAUUCUUUCAGCGAGCCGCUCACCCCUAGCUUUGAAAAUCUUCACCUUCGCAACAGCCAGGAACCCCAUCAACACCACCACCCUCCAUCUUCAUCACCAUCCUCCUCAUCAUCAUCAUCAACGCCUGCACGCACUGACCCACAACCCCACCCCCAGCCCCAGCCUAGGCCCUUGCCCCAUGAACCGGCCCCUUCAGAGGAGGUCCCACCCAGGGUUCCUGUCAGGACUACAUCAAGGUCCCCGGUGUUGUCGAGGCGAGACUCGCCUCAUCACCACGGCAACGCCUCACACAGCAGCCAUGUUGUUCAUCGCAAUGCCGGCAGUGCAGCGGAGCCUCGGUUGCUGUGGGAGCGAGUGGAGAAACUGGUUCCCAGACCAACCAGUAACACUGGCAGCGGAGGCUCCAGUUCCUCCAGCAGCUCCAGUAACUCCAGCUCUCAGCCCAGUUCUCACUGCGGCUCUGGAGAGAGGUUCAGGGCCCGCUCAUCUUCCAAAUCGGAGGGCUCGCCCCUCCAACGGCCAGAGAAUGCUGGGAAAAAACCAGAGGAGAGGAGGGACUUGGUCAGGCCGAGCAGACCAGCGGACCUGACGGCUCUGGCCAAGGAGCUGCGUGCGGUGGACGACGUUCGCCCCCCAAAUAAAGUGACGGAUUACUCAUCCUCCAGUGAAGAGUCAGACACCACCGAUGAAGAUGACGACGAAGAGGUGGACCAGGAGGCAGGUGAAGAGUCGACCUCUGGCCCGGAGGACUCCAGAGCUGUUUCCUCCAGGUUGAGCAAUGGAGAGACGGAGUCGGUGAAAACCAUGAUUGUCCACGACGAAGGCGAGAGCGAUGCAGGCUCGACGCCCUGCAAAGACAGCACCCUGAUCGUCAGACAGAGUGCAGGUGACAACAGAAAGCGUCCGGGCCCCGGUCCGGGCCAAGCCCAGACCCCUGUCCUGCUUGCAGGCUUUCCCCCAAGCCCCGGCUCGGUGCCGGGCCCGGUUCUUGGCCACCACACCCCCAGCCCCCACCAUCAUCAUCAUCACCACCACCACCAUCCCACACAGCACACGGACAGGAACGGCUUUGCCGGCCGCAUCCAUCACCUCCCAGACUUGAUCCAGCAGAGCCACCAUUCCUCCCCCUCCUCCUCUGCAUCCAACUCCCCUUCCUCCUCCAGCCUUGCCAGCCCCUCCUCCAUGUCCCCCCAGAGUCCCCUGGACAAGCUCGGCAUCCUCACAGAGAGUCAGUCUAGUAACAACAUGCAGAAACACAAGUCUUCUUCCUCCUUCACUCCGUUCAUCGACCCACGCCUCCUCCAAGUCUCUCCAUCCACUGGCAGCGCCCUCAACAAUGUCGGCUAUGGCAAUGAUGCCCGGUUGGCAGAGGCGCUGAGGGCCGACCCAUCUCGCAAGGGCUCUGUGGUCAACGUUAACCCGGUCAACACUCGCCCUCAGAGCGACACGCCAGAGAUUCGCAAAUACAAGAAGAGGUUCAACUCUGAGAUCCUGUGUGCUGCUCUCUGGGGAGUGAACCUGUUGGUGGGAACAGAGAGCGGCCUGAUGCUGUUGGAUCGUAGCGGUCAGGGGAAGGUUUACCCUCUGAUCAACCGACGACGCUUCCAGCAGAUGGAUGUCCUGGAGGGACUCAAUGUUCUGGUUACUAUAUCAGGUAAGAAGAACAAGCUCCGUGUCUACUACCUGUCCUGGCUGAGAAACAAGAUCCUGCACAAUGACCCCGAGGUGGAGAAGAAACAGGGUUGGACCACUGUAGGAGACCUGGAGGGCUGCGUCCACUACAAAGUUGUGAAAUAUGAGAGGAUCAAAUUCUUGGUUCUGGCCCUGAAGAACUCGGUGGAGGUCUACGCCUGGGCGCCCAAGCCCUACCACAAGUUCAUGGCCUUCAAGUCUUUCGGUGACUUGGUACACAAACCCCUGCUGGUUGACCUGACCGUGGAGGAGGGUCAGAGGCUAAAGGUCAUCUAUGGCUCGUUCUCAGGCUUCCACGCUGUGGAUGUCGACUCUGGGGCCGUCUAUGACAUCUACCUGCCCACACACAUCCAAACCAGUAUCCAGUCUCACGCCAUCAUCAUCCUGCCCAACACCGACGGCAUCGAGCUGCUGGUGUGCUACGAGGAUGAGGGUGUCUACGUUAACACCUAUGGACGCAUCACCAAGGAUGUGGUUCUGCAGUGGGGGGAGAUGCCCACCUCAGUGGCCUACAUUCGCUCCAACCAGAUCAUGGGCUGGGGGGAGAAGGCCAUAGAGAUCCGCUCUGUGGAGACCGGCCACCUGGACGGUGUCUUCAUGCACAAGAGAGCACAGAGACUCAAGUUCCUCUGUGAAAGAAAUGACAAGGUGUUCUUCGCCUCCGUUCGGUCUGGAGGCUCCAGCCAGGUGUACUUUAUGACUCUGGGCCGAAGCAACCUGCUCAGCUGGUAGAGGUCCACACCCUGCCCUCUUCCUCCUCCUCCUCCUCAUCUUCCUCAUCGUCCUCCACCCUCGCUAACACUGGAUCUCAGAACCCACCGUCGACGACUCGUCAGCCCUUGGACAACCAAACGAGAACAAAAAAACAACCACCAACCAGCCCUUUGGAGCAGUCGACAACAACAGCUUCAGCUUCCUUUGCUGCAUCCAAGCUCCGGGGGGCCACCUGCCACAACCGGUCACGCGGUUAUCACCCCCUGAAAUACCUGAAGGGACGGCUUGCGUACAAAAUGAAAUCAGUGAUUAAUUAAUACAUGAAAGGAAGUAGAAAUAAAUUUAAUGUGAAUUCAAGAAAAGGGGGCAAACAACUUUUUGUUUCCCCUCUCCGUUUUCUUGGUGCUCAUCAGAUUGCGAUGGGAUAGAUUUUGUACCUCUGCAUCAUUUCCGUGCUCCUGGGCUGGUCAGUAAGCUUGAGGUCUUCUAACUACUAGUACUGCUACCACUCUUAUUACUACUACUGCUACUACCUUCUGCAGGUCUGCCUCUUGUCAGAGAGUUCCCCCUCUGCCCCAUGUUCUUGCCCCCUGCCCUCUCUUGUGAGCACUUCAUGGGGCCGGUGGGGUCGGAGUCUGUUGUUUUAAUGCUACAGUAGUGUGUGUAAAUGUACUUCUGUUUGGUCCAAUUACUGCUGACAUGCUGGUUAGAGGUUGAGACUUGUCAGCCAGGGGGAAACUGUAAAACCCAAGAGCUGGUGGGACAAGCAGGAGGGAGGGGCCUAAUGUUUGAGGAUUUACUGUAAGUCUGACUGAUGGGAUUCGACAGGACGGUGUGUGUGUGUGUGUGUGUGUGUCGUUGAAGUAUUGUGUUGUUCAGACAGGUGCUUUAAAAAAAGGGGGACGACAGAGAGAGAAAGAUGUUGAAGCAGAUGGAUUUCAGAAUAGUAUUUUUUGAAUUAUUACUAUUAUCAUUAUUAUUCCUUGAAGAUAAGUGUAACUAUGUGGAGUUAAACAUGUCUUUUACCUUGUUUUUUAAGAUUUACGCACAUCCACCCACACAGUUUGCUUGCUUUUACUCUGAACCCACAGAAGUGAGAGGUGUGUUUGUCUAAGAAGAAAGUGAUGUGGGUGUGGUCCAAAAAAUACAAUAAAUAAAAGGUGUCUAUGUACAAUAAAAGUUAAUUUAAGCUUCCGGAUAGUGUCAGUGGUCAUGUUUUUCCCCCACCAGUCAAACAUGACAACCUAAACUCAACUCGGGAAACUUGAACUGCUGUGAAUAGUCAAAUAUAAAAUGAGAAAAAAAAAAGGAAGAUAAUGAUAAUGGAGUGAAAAGGUAGAGGGGGAAGUUCAAUAAGUGUGUGUGCGUGUGCGGUCAGAGAGUUCGGUGUCAUCGACAAAUUGGAUUUUUGUGGCAGAGAGGUAAACGUACGGUCAGCAGGCUCGAUUCAGUAGUUUUUUUUCUGGAAAGCGGCUUUUCUAUCUUCCAUUUCGUUAUCUCAAAUCAUUUCAUUUUUCAUUUGUAUGAAUGCAAUGCACUAAGUGUCCAGAAUGUAGAAAGACUUAUUACUGUGUGGUGGUCUAAGGCAUGAGAUGAUGUUUUUGCUUUGUAUCUUGUCACAAGUGAUCAAUCCUAGAUGUUCAAUUUCGACUUAAAAGACGAUCGGAACCUUUUCCACAGCUGUGAGACUCUGAGGAAGCAAACGCCUUGAGUGCGUCAGAGCUGAGGAGGGUUUUCUGGCAUCGUGCGAGUCCGCUUCACGUACGUCAGGCACUCUUUCCAUCAAAUGAGGACACAAACCUCAACAAUUCAACACUCAGACUCUGGAUUUCAGUGUUACUGUGAUGAAGUGUCACAAAAUGGGCAACACGGGCUGUUUGUGAAGAAACUGAAGACGGAAACCCACUUUUUCGGGAAGGAAUUGUUUUCUCUCUUACGUGCUCUCCACUUCCUGCUCCAGCUGUUAUUUAAGUUGUCUGUAUAUGUGAAAGACUGAGCAGCAAACUGCAGCAUCGAUCUCCUUCAGGCCAUCUGCUGGACUGGAUUCUCCUCCGUUUCCACGACGACUGACAGAUUGCACAUUGUUCACUGAAAAAAAAAAUGGGGGAGGGGGAGGGAGAGUUUAACUUGUGCUCUGACUUCAUGUCCAAACAUGACAGGUCACAAACCAGUUUACCUUGGGUGUGUUUCUUUCCCCUGACGAUAACAACUACACACACGAGCAGUUUGACAAUCCCUCCCCUUGUACAGAGAAGCUGUAUGGACCCCAGUGCUGUGUCGUCUGAGGUCUGUGUGUGCAGUAGUACCCAGUGUGUGUCUCUUAUUGCAUCAAGGCCUUGAUGAGUGGCUGUUUUGACUUCAUGAAAAAAAUUGUGGUUAUUAUUAAUAUUCUUAAUGAGCUAAAAAAAAAGAAUAAAAAAAAAAAAGGUUGAGUUUUAAGUCUAUAUCUGAUGAGAAACAACCGUCGCUUGUCGACUCACAUUGGAAAAAGUGCCAAGACGGCAGCAUAUAAAACAUGUAAACAUAUUGUUAUGAAAACCACUACUUGGAAAUUCUUUUUUCUUUUUUUUUUUUUUAAAUCACUUGAAGAAUUGUGUAUUCUUAAGUUUUAGAGCUAGUCGAGAGGCUUAACUAUAGUUUCUGUUGUUUCUGUAAGUCUACGUACACGUAAAUAUGCGACUGCGGUGGUUUAAUAUUAUUCCGCUCACCUUAGGUGGAGAAAAUGUUUACAGGGGCAAUGUUUUGUUACACUAAUGUGCAUCACAGUAUUUAUGUUUAACGCAUAUGCGUCUUGGUUCUUUAAUUCUUUGGGUUUUUUUGUUUUUUUUUGCUUUUUGAGCCCGGUUUUUAUUGGAUAUUUUCUUCUUUUUUUUUCAUGUUCCCUACUUCACUAAAUCACCGACUUACAAAAACAAUAAAGAACACACAUGUUGUUCAUUUCAGGUAUUCACAUAGCGCUGCUUCAACGUGGAAACUUCGCAGUAACGUUCCCUGCAGGCUUGGACGUGAGGCGACGUAUUUUUCCUCUGCUGUUUCUGCCAUGCUAUUCUAACUUAUGUCCUCUCUGUGUAUGACAGGAAGUCAUGUAUUUUCCUGAAGGCUUUUUUCUUUGAAUAAACUUUAAAAGUAAUUUUAAAAGAAGAA
Molecule: messenger RNA, 7988 nt
Organism: Seriola aureovittata
Lineage: Eukaryota; Metazoa; Chordata; Actinopteri; Carangiformes; Carangidae
Product: mitogen-activated protein kinase kinase kinase kinase 4-like
Exons: 32
Coding region: 375-4862 (1495 amino acids)
Biological process (GO): protein phosphorylation
Molecular function (GO): protein kinase activity; ATP binding
Source: RefSeq, a predicted model, not a curated record